AUGGGUUCGAUUAAUUCAAGACCAAUACACGAGAAUAAUUAUUCGAAUAAUUUACACAGAAAACAUUAUAAUCGUUUUUUAUCCUUGUCUUGCCUUCAGUCAUUAUUAUCAUCGUUUAAUCAUCGAAGUAGUGAUAAUGAUUUUCAUCGUUUUAAUAAUAAACAACGUUCAUGUUCGAAAAAGAAAGUUCUCAUACUAGGUUUGGAUGGAGUUGGGAAAACAGAAUUAUUCACACAAUUAAUACGUCAUGAUAAAAAAAAAUUAAAAAUUGAUUCUCUUCCUCGACCAACAAUUGGUUAUAAUGUUGAAACAAUAAAACUUCGUUGCCAUCAUUUAUGUCAUCGUCGAUAUCAUAAAAUCACAUUAUGGGAUUGUGGUGGCCAAUCAUCCGUUCGAUCAUUAUGGUCUUAUCAUUAUUCAAACACGUCUCUUCUUCUUUGGUUAAUUAAUAUACAUGAUCGAUCAAGAUUAGAUGCAAAUCUUCAUUUACUUUCACAAAUACUUACAAAUCCAACUCUUCAUCGAGUUCCAGUUCUUAUUGUUUUAUAUAAUUCUUCAUUCGAUCAAAAUAAUCAAGAAAAAUCCAACGAAAAUACAGCUCAGGACUUAUUAACUAAUCUUGAAAUAUCGUUUCGUUUUUUAGCUGCUCUUCCAACAUCUCGUGCUAGUACAUGUAAAUGGCAAGUUAUUGACGUUACAUUAGAUGAGAACAAUUCUCAAAGAGAUCUCAAAAAGAUUCGACAAUCUUUUCGAGAACUUAUGGAAUUAUAA
Messenger RNA from Rotaria sp. Silwood2, 771 nucleotides. The record is from the annotation of a GenBank genome assembly. NCBI's taxonomy places the organism in Eukaryota, Metazoa, Rotifera, Eurotatoria, Philodinida, Philodinidae.